This is a messenger RNA of Lachnellula hyalina, 1497 nucleotides long. RefSeq names its product Succinate-semialdehyde dehydrogenase [NADP(+)] (gene UGA2). The transcript is spliced from 7 exons. The record is from RefSeq and is a predicted model, not a curated record. Bases 1 to 1497 code for a protein of 498 amino acids. Gene Ontology annotation, molecular function: succinate-semialdehyde dehydrogenase (NAD+) activity. Lineage: Eukaryota; Fungi; Ascomycota; Leotiomycetes; Helotiales; Lachnaceae.
AUGGUGGCAUCAAAGCUCCCCUUUGAACUCAAAAACGCAUCUCUCUUCAAGGAACAGUCACUUGUCAAUGGAAAGUUCGUAGAAGCUAAAUCUGGCAAGCGAUUUGAUGUUGUUGAUCCCGGAAGUGGAAAGGUCUGGGCUUCGGCACCUGACAACAACGCUGAGGAUGUUGAUGUCGCUGUAAAUGCGGCACAUGCAGCCUUCCAGAGCUACAAAAAAACCAAUCCUCGCACCCGUGCUCAGUGGCUCCUGAAGUGGGAUGCCUUGAUCCGCGAAAACAGAGAUGACAUUGCCAACAUUGUUACUUAUGAGACUGGAAAACCUCUCGCCGAGUCUCAAGGCGAGCUUGACUAUGCUUUGGGAUUCACUUGGUGGUUUGCUGGGGAAGCCGAGAGAGUUACAGGAACCAUUCAAACCCCCGCUAUUCCUGGAAGAAGGGUAUUUACGGUCAAGCAACCGAUUGGCGUUGCCGCUGCAUUGGUACCUUGGAACUUCCCAAUUGCUAUGGUUUUGAGAAAAGCCAGUGCUGCCCUCGCUGCUGGUUGUACCAUGAUCGUGAAGCCAAGCCCAGAAACUCCACUUUCUGUGCUUGCUCUAGGAUAUCUGGCUGAGCAAGCCGGCUUCCCUGAGGGAGUUUUUUCAGUUCUGACCACGAGCUUGGAAAAUACUCCACCGUUAAGUGAAGCUCUUUGCCGACACCCGUUGGUGAAGAAGGUUACAUUUACUGGAUCUACCAGAGUCGGAAAGUUAGUUGCAAAGCUGUGCUCAGAUGGCUUGAAGAAGGUCACACUUGAAUUAGGCGGCAACUGUCCAUUUUUGGUCUUCGAUGAUGCGGACCUAAAUCAGGCAUCCGAUGCCCUCAUGCUUUUAAAGUGGCGACACGCUGGUCAAGCAUGUAUCACUGCGAACCGGGUAUAUGUGCAAGCCGGGGUCUACGACAAGUUUGCAGCUAUCUUGAAAGAGAAGACGUCCAAGCUUGUCGUCGGCCAUGGGGCUGAAAAGGGCACAACAAUGGGACCUGUCACCACCCCUCGAAGUCUCGACAAGGCUCUCAACCAAGUCGAGGACGCGAAGAAAAACGGAGGUCAAAUCGUACUUGGUGGAGGGAAGGUGACCGGCAAAGGCGGAUACUUCUUUGAGCCUACGAUCAUCUUGGGGGCAAAGAAGGAGAUGCUGAUUACAGAGGAAGAGACUUUCGCUCCUGUGAUCGCUUUGUACUCGUUCGAGACUGAGGAGGAAGCUGUUUCGGCUGCAAAUAAUACCAGCAUGGGCUUAGCCUCGUACUUCUUCACAAAGAACAUCGACAGGACCUGGCGAUUGUUGGAGAACCUCGAAGCAGGCAUGAUCGGGAUGAAUACGGGCAAUUCAUCGGCUGCCGAAAGUCCAUUUGGUGGUAUAAAGGAAUCGGGGUACGGCAAAGAGUCUGGUAAAGAUGUUGCUAUUAACGAGUAUCUGAUUACGAAAACUGGUACUUUAACGCUGGAUGGCCAUUUCUAA